CCAAUCAGGUACGGCCUUGGUGCCCCCAGCUCCAAUCAUCGGCCGCAGAAUCUUAACUGUUCAUGGGAUGACCAAUCAGAAUAGGACUUUCCAAUUAUCUCCUUGCGUCUUCGUAGACCAAUCAAAGAGGCGUUUAGAAGGGUGGCCCGAAUUUUGAAUUUGGUUGUUGAGGACGCGGUGGGCUCAGGUUCCAAAGCCGUUAUAAGGCGAGAGAAAGCGCCAAAUUUAAACCGGAGCUUUGCUUUUUUUUUAUUCGCGAUACCUGUCCGCGGUUUUGUGGGUCGCUUGGAUUGAGACGCAGCCACGACUUACUGCCGGCGUGACAAUGGCCGAGUGGGGUUCAGUGGCCGUUAGCGCCGGCAAUGUUCUGGUAGAUUCAUCCGGUUUCGAUUCCAGACUCGCCGAUUCCUCCAAGGAGCACCUCCUGAUCGAGACUGUAUCGGACGCUGUGGAAGGUGCAUCUCUACCAACAGAAGUUGUAUUAGUAGGAAAGACUGGGGACACUGAAGAUGUUUUAAAAGCCUUAGAGACAGUAAAAGAAAUGGAAGUUCCUCUGAAGGUGAAGGAAAGCACGCCAAAUAGCAAGUUUUGUCAACGGUUUAUAAAAUCUAUUGUAAAUAUGAAAAUCAAGCAACCAUUUGUUAAAUUGGAUGGGAUCCAAGAUUUUGAUAAUGAAAAUAUUGAGCUUGCGACUAUAUUUGUGUUAGAAGAAUUUGAAGGCCAAACUUAUGAGACCUUGCACAAGAAGAAUGCUCGAAUCCUGGGGCCUCCUGUUGUAUUGCACUGUGCAAGGAAAGGGGAGCCUUUGCCUUUUUCAUCACGGCCACUGUACUGCACAAGUAUGUUGGAUCUGGUCUUGUGUUUCACUGGAUUCAAGAAGGAGAAGAUGCUUGUUCUUGUUACCCUGGCACAUCAUAUGGGAGCAACCAUUCGGAAAGAAUAUACUGGUAAAAUAACUCAUCUUGUGGCCAAUUCUACUCAGAGUGACAAGUUCCGGGCUGCUGUAAGUAUGGGCACUCCUAUCAUGAGAGCAGAUUGGAUUUAUUCGGCUUGGGAAAGAAGGAAUGAAAUUGAUUUUCAUAUUGCCGAUGAAGUGUUUCGAAAUGAGUUCAAGGUGCCCCCAUUUCAAGACUGUGUGUUAUCUUUUCUGGGAUUCCCAGAUGAAGAACUCCGAACUAUGGAAGAAAUGACUGAAAUGCAAGGAGGAAGAUACUUGCCUCUUGGUGAUGAUGCAUGCACUCACCUUGUGGUGGAGAAUACAAUAAAACAGCUGCCAUUUGAACCCAUCAAAAAACUGUUUGUUGUAAAACAGGAGUGGUUCUGGGGAAGUAUACAGAUGGAUGCCAGAGCUGGUGAAUCAAUGUACUUGUUUGAAGAGUCAGAAAGUCCAACUCUGAAGACAUCUGUAUCUUUGCUUUCACUGAGCACACCAAAUAGCAUGCGCAAGAGGCGCCGCUUGCGGGAUACACUGACACAGUUUACAAGAGAGACUGACAGCUUCUCGCCUUUCCCUCCACGCAAAAGGCCUUCAGCAGAAGCUUCCAUUUCACUGGGAUCUUUGCUGGACAUCUCUAACACGCCGGACUCAUGUGGAGAAUAUGAAAUGAACAGGAUAGCAAAGAGGCAUAGAACAAGUGAUAGACAGCAGGGCACGUUUGUGCAAGGUGGCAAACCAUUCCAUAACUGCCGAGUUCAGAGAUGGUCCAAAAAUGGAAAAAAGUCUGGCAAGCUUAUUAGUCAUAUCAACUCAGAAAUAGGACAACAUGCUAAAUGUCUAGAAUUUCUUCAAAAGAAAGAAGAAUAUGAACAUAAUAUAUUUAGUUCCCCUAUUAACACUUCAAAGGUAAAAUUAACUUUUGAGCCUGAAAAUAUGCUUGAGGUUAGAGACACAACACAAGAAGGAGAAACAUUUCAAAGGAAAGCUUUUGUAGAAUUUCUAGAAGUUACUGAGGGAAACGUCCUGUGCAGCAACACUGUGAUUGAAAUGGAUGCUUCUUCCUGCACUACAGAAAAGCUUGAUGUUGAGGUAGCUGAAGGACUUCACAAAACAAAUGCAGUCGAUAAUUUAGCAAACUUUAGGAAGACUACUGACUUGUCGCAAGUUAUUGAAAUGCAUUUGACAGAAUUUCAACAGAGUACCACUGCCAAAAAUAUGGAUAUUGAAUCAUGUGAUCAGGAAGAGAGGCUUCCAACUCGAGGCAAUUUGGAUAAAGAUGGAGAUUUUGGCAUGUUACAAAAAUGUCACGUUGAUGCAUUUUCCAAUGUGGUUAAAGCACAAUUUCUAGAAUUAGAGGUGGCAAUAGCUGAUAAGCAAAUGCAACAGUAUUUUGAGAAAAAUGAGAAUGAUGAAUUUCAACAAAGCAGCAUGAUUGAAAACCUGCAGGAUGUAGAAAUGUCUUCAGUCUCUGAAUGUUCUGCGGCUCAAAGCUUUACUUUGUGGGAUGUCAGUGCACUUUAUAGCGAAGAAACUCCCAAGUCUAGCAUAAAAUCUUCGAAAUGUUGUGCAGCUAUUCCUGCAAAGCAGUCUGCACGGUGGCAAGUUGCAAUGGAACUGUACCAGACAGAAAGCAACUAUGUUGACAUUUUAACGACCAUUAUUCAGCUAUUUAAGGUUCCUUUGGAAAAAGAGGGCCAACUUGGAGGUCCUAUUCUUGCGCAAGAAGAAAUAAAAACAAUAUUUGGCAGUAUUCCAGAUAUUUUGGAUGUACACACAAAAAUUAAGACUGAUCUUGAGGAACUUAUUUUGAAUUGGUCAGAAAACCACAGUAUAGGUGGCAUUAUUCAAAAAUAUUCAAAGGACUUGGUGAAAACCUAUCCGCCAUUUGUGAACUUCUUUGAAAUGAGCAAAGAUACUAUUGCGAAGUGUGAAAGGCAGAAACCAAGGUUUCAUGCCUUCUUAAAGAUUAAUCAAGCUAAACCUGAAUGUGGUCGCCAGAGCCUGGCUGAACUGCUUAUACGACCUGUACAGAGGUUGCCAAGUGUGGCCUUGCUGUUGAAUGACCUUCGCAAGCAUACAGAUGAUGCUAAUCCUGACAAAAUCAGUUUGGAAAAUGCGAUUGAAUUGCUAAAAGAAGUAAUGACGCAUAUCAAUGAAGAUAAAAGGAAAACUGAAGGUCAACGACAAAUCUUUGAUGUUGUUUAUGAAGUAGAUGGUUGUCCUGCCAACUUGUUGUCAUCUCAUCGCAGUCUUGUACAGCGAGUUGAGACCAUUGUGCUAGAUGAUGACUUGUGUGACCGAGGUGAACAGGUGACUCUGUUCUUAUUCAAUGACUGCCUGGAGAUUGCAAGGAAGCGCCAUAAAGUGAUUAGUUCUUUCAAGAGUCCUCAUGGUCAAACACGCCCUCCUGCCUCCCUGAAACACAUUAUGCUAAUGCCUCUUUCCCAAAUAAAGAGAGUAUUGGAUAUUAAGGAGACUGAUGAUUGCCGCAGUGCUUUUGCCUUGGUGGUACGACCUCCAACAGAACAAUCAAACCUACUGUUUAGUUUCCAAUUAAUAGUGGAAGAACCCAAGAAGAAUCAUUGGUUAAGACUGCUUUGUCGACAUGUGGCAAACACAAUUUGCAAGGCAGAUGCAGAAAAUAUUAUUUUUAACACUGACCCAGAGUGUCUCGAAGUCAACACAAAAGAUGUGGAUAGCACAUUAAGCAGAGCAUCAAGAGCAUUUAAAAAAACCUCAAAGAAGGUUACAAGAGCAUUCUCAUUUACUAAAACACCGAAGAGAGUUUUGCAACGAGCUCUGAUGGUCCACAGUACCCCUGAUACAAAGAGCCCAACAAGUAAUGGAACUUACCUGGGUAGUCGAUUGGCCAGCACAUCUUCGUUAGUGGGUGUACAAUCGCCUUCAUUGGUGAGUCUACCAGCAACAUUUGAGAAAAAAUACCACACUUGCAGUCGAUCAACAACUCAUUUGAUAUAGCAUUUGCAUAUUGGCUAAAUGUGUAAAAUAAUACUUUUGAUCAGUUGCAACCAUUGUAAAAGUUUAAAUGAUAUAAAGUGUAAUUGUAUUUGAAGUAUGCCUCAUUUAAGGGAAGGAUAAUGCUAACUGAACUGUGGAUUUGUUUUCCUUUAACUUUUGUUCCAUCUUUUUUACAAUACUAUUGUCUACCUGGUUGAACACUAAUUGAAGAAAUUUUGAUUGCUGUUUUUCCUGCUUCAAUUUGUACAUUUUUGUACAAGUUUAUUUAUGACAUUGCUUCUGUAGCCUUUUUAUUAAAAUGUGUAUCAUUUUAAUGCAUUGAUUAAAUUGACAUAAUCAACUUUCUAGGGAUUAUUUUAACUUAAUUCUUUGGUCAAAUAAUGGAGCCAGUUUGGUAGAACAACACGAGCCUUGAAAGAAUAACGCUGAACAGGCUAAAAAAAAGUUGAACUUGAUCCUGAAAUAUUCCCAACAUGUGGAUUUGGUUAAAUUGCCUCAAAAGGUCUUUUGCUGCUGGAUAAUUCAUUGAAACCCAUAAUCUCAAGACAGGAAAGACCAGUAUUUUUAUUUAAUGUGCAAAUUACUUAAUACCUAUAAAAUGUUUAAUUGAGAAAAACCUGAAUCCAUCUAUUUCAAAUUUUAUUGGAAGGGAAAUAUAAUAAGGUAGUCUUCUGGCCAACAUUUAUGGGUUGAUGUUGUCUUUCAGGUUUUCCCAAAACUAUCUUUCUUUUUUUUUUAAAAAAAAGGGUUAAAUGGAGGUCUGAUUAUGAUUUCUAACUAUAUAAAAUGUAUUAAAGUAAAUUAUUUAGUCAAGUACAAUGCGAAGAUGAUAACAUAUUUUUCUAGGUGCACCUCAUUAAAAUUAGCAACAUUUUAUAGAACUUCAUCUAGCAUUUGUUAAACAUUGAUUUGUCUUGUAGAAUUAUUUUGUAUAUUUGAUAUUUCUAUACUUUGAAUAUUUUGCUAUCUGAAUAUCUACCUGAAUCACUUUUUUGUAAUACACUUUAACUGACACUUUUCCUUGUGAAGAAAAAUAUUUUUGUCUGUUUUUGCAUUUAAUGUACUGGGUUAUUACUUUGUAUUAUCUAAUCUUCAAAAUAAUCUGAGCUGCUAAUUGAAGGAUGUUCUCAUUUUUGUACAUAAAGUUUACUUGGUGUAGUCCCAUAUAAGCUGAUUCUUGAUGCAAAUAAACCUUUUUAAAGAAA
This is a messenger RNA of Chiloscyllium plagiosum (whitespotted bambooshark), 5121 nucleotides long. The record is from RefSeq and is a predicted model, not a curated record. Lineage: Eukaryota; Metazoa; Chordata; Chondrichthyes; Orectolobiformes; Hemiscylliidae.